This is a messenger RNA of Metarhizium brunneum ARSEF 3297, 1770 nucleotides long. RefSeq names its product MFS siderochrome iron transporter 1. Gene Ontology annotation, molecular function: transmembrane transporter activity. Gene Ontology annotation, cellular component: membrane. The record is from RefSeq and is a predicted model, not a curated record. NCBI's taxonomy places the organism in Eukaryota, Fungi, Ascomycota, Sordariomycetes, Hypocreales, Clavicipitaceae. Gene Ontology annotation, biological process: transmembrane transport.
AUGAGGCUCCCAUUCCGAAUACAACUUGCCCGUGUCGAAUCGGUGCACAACUACGCUGGAGUGCUCGUUCCAUUAGAAGAAGCACACCUUCAUAGCAAGUCUGCAAGAUCUGGUCGUACGGAAUAUGAGUCACGACAAGACAGCCAUGACGAUGACGUCGAAGCCGGUGCGGCCGAGGGCAAAAAUUCGGACAGCGAGACGCAGGGAAUGUUGCAGAUGGAAGCGGCAGAAUACACUAUCGAGGGCUUGCGAAAGGAAACCAGGAGAGGCCGCCAAGGCCAGUGGACCGAGUAUGAGAUCAAGUCGAAGCUUAUUAAUAAGGCCAUCGGUGAUAUUGGCAUGGGAACAUACAAUUGGCAAUUGUUUGUCCUCUGCGGUUUCGGCUGGUUCGCCGACAAUCUUUGGUUGCAAGGCGUGUCCCUCACCUUGCCUUCGCUAUCUGCUGAAUUCGAUAUUUCAGAAAAAAGGGUCAGGUACACCACAAGCGCUCUUUUUGUUGGCUUAUCUCUGGGAAGCUUCAUUUGGGGUAUUGGGUCUGACUUUCUCGGCCGCCGCAUCGCUUUCAACUUCACGUUACUCAUUACCAGUGUCUUUGGAAUCGCAUCAGCCUAUGCACAGAGCUGGGGGGCCGUCAGCUGUCUGUUUGCUGCCUUGGGAUUCGGCGUCGGGGGGAGCUUACCCGUAGAUGGCGCAUUGUUCCUCGAGUUUCUCCCAGAUGCGUCUAGUUCGCUUCUUACCUUGCUUUCGGUCUGGUGGCCAAUCGGUCAGUUGAUUUCGUCUCUAGCUGCUUGGUACUUUAUCGCCAACUAUGUCGUGGAUCAAGGUUGGCGAUACUUUAUUGUUUCCAUUGGUAUCGUCACCUUCGCCAUGUUCGUCAUCCGAUUCUUCAUCUUCCGGCUUUUCGAGUCCCCAAAGUUCCUCCUCAGCAAGGGCCGCCAGGAUGAGGCCGUGGCAGUUGUUCACGGCAUUGCGUACAGAAACCAGACAAAGACUUGGCUCACCUCAGAACUCCUGGAUCUAGUUGCCGCAAACGAUGACGCCGGGCCCGAACCUGAAGCUUUGGGAUCGCACCUCCCCAUUUUAUCUGGGUCUAGUACUCUGUCCAACAAGCUCAAAAGUUUCUCGGGAGAGAGGCUAAAGCCCCUCUUCCAAAACAAAACCUUGGGCUGGGCCACGGGGCUUAUCUGGUUCUGUUGGGCCACCAUUGGAAUGGGGUAUCCCCUUUUCAACGCCUUUCUACCCCAAUAUUUCUCUCACGGCCACGACGGCGGUCAGGAAGUACCAUCCGAAACAUCGACAAUCUCAAAUGAGACCUACCGAAACUACGCCAUCACUUCGAUCAUGGGGGUACCAGGCAGUGUGCUGGCCGCAUACCUUGUUGACUCUCCGUCUCCUUUCUUCGGCCGUCGUGGCACCCUGGCUGGUUCCACGCUUGUGUCCGCCAUAUUCCUCUUCCUCUUUGUAAUAUUUGGAAAGACGCCUACCGCCCAGUUGGCAUUUUCUUGCGUUGCUGCAUUCUCACAAAACAUCAUGUACGGUGUACUGUAUGCGUUUACUCCCGAGAUCUUCCCCGCUCCUGUGAGAGGGGCUGGAACUGGAGUGGCAAGCUUCCUGAACAGAAUUACAGGGUUAAUAGCACCGAUCCUGGCUGCGAAUAUUCCCGGAGAUGGGGCAACGACGCCCAUUUACUUAUCUGCUAUUUUAAUUUUAUCGGCGUUUGUGGGCAUGUGUUUGAUUCCCAUUGAAACAAGAGGUGCACAGCGCCUCUAA